Molecule: messenger RNA, 255 nt
Organism: Dibothriocephalus latus
Lineage: Eukaryota; Metazoa; Platyhelminthes; Cestoda; Diphyllobothriidea; Diphyllobothriidae
Source: the annotation of a GenBank genome assembly
AUGCGUCACGCCUACCGAUUCUGUGCAAUGCCUUUCAAGGACGCAGUUGUCACAAAGAGGUCCUCGAAGCAUUUCAUCGUUAAAUUUGUCAGGCUCGCCUGCGGCGUCAAUGUGGAAUGGCCGCUUGGGCUUAAUCACGACAUGCCUUUCUAUCACAGUUCGUUCUUUGGCGUUGAGGACGCACGUCCUUUCCAUGACCUCAGCUUUCGGGUGCUCUCUUUCCCUCCCACCGUCACUAUUCUUCGCGGCAGCUAG